This is a messenger RNA of Ciona intestinalis (vase tunicate), 695 nucleotides long. NCBI's taxonomy places the organism in Eukaryota, Metazoa, Chordata, Ascidiacea, Phlebobranchia, Cionidae. The record is from RefSeq and is a predicted model, not a curated record.
UUUCAGUAAAUGAGAUCAUUUAGAAGAUUGUUACCUUGAAGAAGGUUUUAAAUUUUCAGUCUGGUUGAGUUUUGAAUUAGUUGAGAAAACGCUGGACAAAAUCCCCGCUGAAGUGAUGCUACGUAUCAGAAAAUGUAAAUAGUGAAAACCACAUACGUUGUAAAAGAUGCCACCAAUGAUGUUUCCGCCAUCAAACCCAGGACCCGGACCCGAACUUGGAGACGAACAUAUUCCUUACGACAUUUUAAACAACAAUGGUCCGAUGUUGGUUUUCAUUUUCUUGGUCCUCGUGAUGAUGUGCUGCCUCUUGUUCUGUUGGUGCGUUGCUAAAUGCUACAUACUUGCCGCCCUGGACGAGUCAACUGUGCAAAACUACAUCAAUUAUAAAAGGCUUGGCCGGUCUGUGAUUUGGGCUGAUGACGUCACGGAUAGUGACGUCACGUCGCCCGCGGAAAAUUCUCACAAAAUUCUCCCUUCGGUGAAAAACAAAGUUAUGUUCACUCAGGUGUAGCGGCCUGUGACGUCAUUCGUGGGUGAUUUACCUAAAUCGAGAAAACCUCAAGAGGGAUAUUUUUCACAAUUGUUUGUUUUUAAUGCCAUGUAACGUUUUGUAAUUGUGACAUCACUUAACUGUCUUUGUUACGCACAUGUUAAUUUUCUAUUUUAUUCGUACAAAUAAAAUUAUGAAAACAUUA